Molecule: messenger RNA, 3761 nt
Organism: Paramuricea clavata
Lineage: Eukaryota; Metazoa; Cnidaria; Anthozoa; Malacalcyonacea; Plexauridae
Source: the annotation of a GenBank genome assembly
CCAAAACAAGACAGAAGAUGCCCCCAGUUUCAAAGAAAUAUCGACAAAUGAAACCAGAGAACUUAAACGUUCUGGGACUGAAAAUGAAUCUUGAAGACUGGGAGAAAGUAUAUUCCGAAUGGGAUGUGGACGACAAGGUCUCAGUCUUUAACUAUAUCGUUAUCUGUAUGCUUGAUGAAGCCUUACCCGUGAGAACAGUUCGCGCACACUGUACGGACAAACCGUGGAUGACCCCCAAUAUUAAAGCGUUGAUAAAAGCAAGACAGAGAGCAUUUACGAAAGGGGAGACACCGAAGUAUAAAAGUUUACAUGCAAAAGUUACCAAGCUGAUAUCCAACGCUAAAGCUACGUACUACAAAUCCAAGGCUGAAGGCAACCAUCAAUCCAAUCCCGCCAAAUGGUAUUAAACGAUUUACAAGCUAGCGGCAGCAACCGAAAAUCAACAAUCUCUGUCCUCGCCUGACCACGCUGACCUAAUGAAAAUCGCUGACAGACUACAAAGAAGUUUUACUAAGCCUUGGCUGGGAAUUCAACCAGAUCUUCCCAGACUUUAAGCGGUAGAGCAUUUGCUCAAGGACAGCCACCCACCUCUACCAUCCAUUGGCCAAGUCAAAACCGUCCUAAAACACCUAAAUCCUAGGAAAGGCACUGGGUCGGAUAAUUUCCCUGCAUGAUAUCUUAAACGGUACGCAGAAGAAUUAGCACCAGUGGUCCACGAUAUUUUGGUUGCAAGCAUAGUUCAAUGCAAAUAUCCCACCUCCUACAAGCAUGCAAUCAUUAGUCCCAUACCAAAGAUCCGUCCACUCACAGACCUAGAUAAUGACUUUCGCCAAGUUUCCGUGCUACCACAACUAGCAAAAGUUAUCGAGAAGCUACAGCUGCAACUCAAUAAAUCCAGUUUCAAGAUCAAAACAAACCAGCACGCCUUUACGAGCGGUCACUCCACCGUGUCUGCCCUUACCUCCAUAUCUCAGAACUGGUUCGACUCAACGGACAACUCCUCAACCGGUAGACAAGGUGUCCACGCCCUAUUUGUUGAUUUCCGGAAGGCGUUUGACUUGGUCGACCAUAAGUUCCUUCUGGACAAGCUUGCUGAUAUGAAUGUAACAAGGAGUUUCUGGUUAUGGACAAUGAGUUUUCUGGAGGGAAGAACACAACAGGUAAAUCUCCAAGGUGUACUAUCCUUUACUGCAUCAUGCCCAGCCGGCGUCCCUCAGGGAUCUGCUAUCUCGCCGACCCUAUUCAACAUACAUAUUAACGAUAUGGAGGAAAAUGUUUCUGAACAGGCAUGUGUCAACACAAUCAAAUAUGCGGACGAUUGCACCAUGGAUACGUCCAUAAGAUUAGGAGAAUUUAGCGAUUUGCAAAGCGCUCUGGACUCAGUACAAAGUUGGGCUGUGGAAAAUAAAAUGGAACUGAAUGUCAAAAAGACAAAAGAUAUGUGGAUUAACUUCAUCGAAGCACCGCCCCCUCUACCACUGCAUAUAGGAGAUGCUAUCAUAGAAAGAGUCGAUAAUUUUAAACUCUUGGGAGUCGAUAAUCUUAAACUCUUUCAAAAGGACCUGAAAUGGAAUAAACAUGUCGAGGAGACCACCCGCAAAGCAGCUAAAAACCUGUACUGCCUACGAGAAUGUAGAAGAGCGAAUCUACCAGUCGAAGUGGGUCUCACCACUUAUUUAACUAAAAUCAGGCCUAUCCUUGAAUAUUGUUUUCCAGUGUGGGGUGGUCUGCCACGAUAUCUAAAGGACGAAUUGGAACGUGCGCAAAGGAAGAGUCUACGAAUUAUUGGCCUCCCGCAUGGUUACCUGCCAACUCUCGAAGAGAGAAGAAUUGAAGCCACAUCGAGGGAACUCGUUAACAUCUUAGGUGAUCCAAGUCAUAUCUUUUAUCAACGAACUAUGGAACAUAAUAAACAUAACUAUAAUCUUAGGCGUAGAGACGGUAUAUUUAAAUACGCACCUUUCUCAGGCACUGAACGACACAGAAAUAGUUUUGUCCCACGAGCAAUGAGACAGGGGUUGCACUAAAACCAAACUUGGUUUUUAUUAACUUUUUAAAUAAUUUCCUAGACUUUUAAAUUUUUUACUCCAAAUUGUAUAUAUAUAAAUUUUAGAUAGUUUGUAAAUAUUAUUGCAUGCUUAGUUAUGCUCUUCUCUUUUAAUAGACAUAUUUGUAAAUCCAUUGUAUUUUUAAACUAAAGAUGGAUCAAUAAAAUCAUCAUCAUAUAUAUAUAUAUAUAUAUAUAUAUAUAUAUAUAUAUAUAUAUAUAUAUAUAUAUAUAUAUAUAUAUAUAUAUAUAUAUAUAUAUAUACAUGUUUUGUGUAGAGCAGGUUCUCCAGUAAUAUGUGUAGCUCAGUGGUAUACCUAAGCAAACAUUUUAGAACAUUUAUGGUUAUCAUAGCACCACACUAGUUAUCAGGUCUCCCUGCAUAUCCUAUUUGUCUAUUUCUUUAUUUCUCACAAAAUGGAAAGGACAUUUUGUCAAUGAUUUCUAUGCAUUUAUUAUUAUUGUUCUCAUAGAUGCUGAAGUGACUAAACUAUCAAAGUAAAUUACUAGUUUGUUGCUAUGACAACACAUAAAUGUUCCAAAAUGUUUGUUUUAUUAAGUGCACUCACUAACUGUACAAAAUUUCAUUAAAUUUCGUUGAAUCACUUAGAUAUUAGGCUUUCUUUUUUUUGCUACCAUAUUAAGCACAACCAGUGACGUCAUAACACAAAAUACAAAAUGCCUGAUAACUUAAGGUCGUUCUUCAUAAGGCACGUUCAACUAUGCAUAAAAAUUGAAAACCAUUUUCAAAACUUCCAAAUGAUAUUAAAAUUUGAAUAUCUGUAUGUGCCAUUUUUAAUCUUUUAGGAAUUAAAACAACAUCCUUUAUAACAAUGCCGUUCACAAAGCCAACGACAAAUAAUACUUUCAAUAGUGGAAGAACGAAUUUACAAAACGCCAACGGUGACAACUCAGAUAUUUAUUUAUCAAUAAUUUUGCCAAUCCUGGUAAUAUUGACACUUUUGGUUCUUGUGGGAGCAAUACUUUAUUGGAGAAGGUUUGUAUCAUUCUAUUCUAAACAGGAUGGUGGUAAAGGAAGACUAUUAAUAAACGUUUUUCGAAAAAUAAAUCGGAAAUUUCACGAUUCACGAAAAGAAAAACAAUUUUACGUUUUACAAUGACGUUUAACGCAAAAUUCCUCUUUCUAUUUCUUUUCACGCGUAAAAUGGCUGAGUAUAUUGACUUCACAGAAGAUAUCCUACAGGCAACAAGAACAAAAUAACGACUUGAAAAAUAUUAAUAUAGGCCUACCACAUACACUAGCUAUAGUCUGAUAGCCACUCAAUAUAAACAGAAAAAAAGUACUUUUUUGACGUUUCGAUAUUAUGCCUUUAUAUUAUAUAUGCCUUCCUUUACUAGAUUUUUCAAGGAGAAUUUAUUGCGCACACAUGCCUUCACCAUCGGCGGCUAGCGCUUGAAUAAAAUUGUACCUAUAGUAAUUAAGAGGCCGUAGUUCUAAAAGGGAGAUGGAUGGCCUUGCAUGAAAGUUAGUGAGAUCGAAGAUGAAGACAGUUAUACUGAAACUAAAAUUAUUAAAUUGAAUAUUAUUCUUUUUUAAGACGCAACAAAGAAAAUAAUGUUGCUACACAAGCGGUGCAAGAGCAAAAUCAAGAUUCUGGAAGGUAGGAAAUUGAAAGACUAUACCGCAUAGAAUCUCUCCUAACAGAUAUCUGUCUAUAUAUAAUACGGUCUUUUCUAGUUUUUCUCAUACGAC